AUGAAAAGUUCUGUAGAACUCUCUGCUGCCUGUCAUGAAUUUGGCAAGCUAGGAAGCUACAUUAAACUUCAGAGGCUUGGCAAGGGGAGUUAUGCCAAAGUUUAUAAAGGAAUCAGCAAAGUAAACGAAUGCUUUUGCACUCUGAAAGAAAUAGAAAUUGACUUUGAGGAAGGUAUUCCUUGUACAGCCAUACGUGAAGCGUCCAUUUUGAAAGUUUUAAAACAUGCCAACAUCGUUUCCUUGCAUGACAUUGUCUAUACCAAAACGCAUUUCACUCUCAUAAUUGAGUAUCUCGACAUGGACUUGAAACAAUUUAUGGAAAUUUCUAGAUCUCCACUCCCUAUAAAUAUAAUUCAACUUUUUGUUUAUCAAUUAAUACGGGGACUUGCUUAUUGUCACUCUAAAAAAAUCAUGCACAGAGAUCUAAAACCUCAGAAUCUAUUGAUUAACAUGAAUGGAGAACUCAAAAUAGCAGACUUUGGGUUAGCACGAGCUAAAGGGCUGCCGAUUGAUACAUUAUCGGAAGAAGUCGUGACACUUUGGUACCGGCCGCCGGAUGUCCUGCUCGGGUCGGUUAAGUACGACACUUCCAUUGAUAUGUGGUCUGCAGGGUGCAUUUUUGCUGAGCUUCUCCAAAGAAGUCCACUUUUCCCGGGAAAGGAAAAAGAAGAUCAAAUAAUAAAAAUAAUAAAACUUUUAGGAAUACCCCCCUCGCAACUUAGAAAUUCUAAAAUACUUUUAAGAGAAAAAUUUAAUAUAUAUUUUACUUCACAGAAAUAUGUGGAUAGAAAACUUUCCUUGGAGCACUUUCCCAGACUGGAUGCAUGCGGUUUAGAGCUAAUUUCUUGUAUGCUCGAGUACAAUCCCGAGAAGAGAAUUACUGCUAGCCAAGCUCUAAGGCAUUCUUAUUUUAAUAAUUUCCCCCGUGAAAUUUUCGGAUUGGAUCAUUCUUCAAUAGUCAUGCUAAAAGCGCGUCGGGCGAACGAGGUUUGUGCGCUGUCCCACAACUUGCGCCGGAUUGUUUUUAAAGAUUGUGGUCAGCAGCUCAAGCCUGUAGCUCAUGGCGGUGUACUAUUGCGCACAAACCAAGUCGCGUUUGUAAAAGGCGCAGCAGUUUGUUUUAUCGCACUUGAAGCUAGUACGUUCUUGCCGAUAAGUCAAAGGGCCAGGCAGGAGAUGCAUAUGUCAUAA
This is a messenger RNA of Zophobas morio, 1191 nucleotides long. Its product is annotated as cyclin-dependent kinase 5 homolog. The coding region runs from base 1 to 1191 and encodes 396 amino acids. Gene Ontology annotation, molecular function: cyclin-dependent protein serine/threonine kinase activity; ATP binding. The transcript has 14 exons. Gene Ontology annotation, cellular component: cytoplasm; nucleus. Lineage: Eukaryota; Metazoa; Arthropoda; Insecta; Coleoptera; Tenebrionidae. The record is from RefSeq and is a predicted model, not a curated record. Gene Ontology annotation, biological process: protein phosphorylation.